GCCGCUUUUAUUGGAAGUCCUUUUUGAUUCUAAUAUAGGCUUUAGCUUUGAGCUUUGGCGAGAAAGAGAGAGAGAGAGAGGGGGAUUGUGGCCUUCGCCUUCCUCGUAGAGGGGCGGAGUCCGGCCAAAGUGGUCGUCGGGGGAGGGGGAGGGGAGGGGCGGGUUGUCGAUGGCCGUCUCCUGGUCCUCCGCCAUCAGGAUCUCCCUCCUCGUCCUCCUCGUCGCCGCCGUCGUCGCCGCUUUCUUCACCCUCCCUGUCCAAAAGAUUUUGAAUGACUUUUUGGUGUGGAUAAAGCAGAAUGUUGGUCCGUGGGGUCCUGUUGUGCUGGCUGUUGCAUAUAUUCCUUUGACAAUUCUAGCUGUUCCGGCAUCAAUACUUAGUCUUGGUGGUGGAUAUCUGUUUGGAUUGCUGAUAGGCUUUUUUGCUGAUUCAAUUGGAUCAACACUUGGUUCUGUAGCUGCAUUUUUACUUGGUAGAACGUUAGGAAGGCCUUAUGUUGUCUCCAAGUUGAAUGAUUAUCCAGAGUUUCAGGCUGUUGCUGCUGCAAUUCAGAGAUCUGGAUUUAAGAUUGUAUUGCUGCUUAGGCUUGCACCUUUACUUCCAUUUAGCAUGUUGAACUACUUCCUAGCUGUGAUGCCUAUUGGCAUCGGGGAAUACACGAUGGCGUCCUGGCUUGGAAUGAUGGUAUCCUUAUUUAAUCUUUUCCAUGCAAUGAUUGAAGAUGCUAAUUGAUAAUGUUAUCCAAAGUUGUUUUUGCCUUUUUUGGAGUUUGUUACACACUCAUUCCCAUUUGCUUGCUUGACUAUCUUAUUAAAUCAUAUAUGAUGAAAUAUAUGUCAUUUCUUGGUGAAUAAAAAACAUUCAUUCCUUUAUAUUGGAAGCUUCUCAUAUUGUUUAAGAUAUUCAAAGGUUCAAAUAGUUAAUUCUGUUACAAAUUGAAUUUUCUUUUGUGAGAAUCAUAAUAAGUUAACUAAUGUUUUGUUUCACUAAUAUGCUUUAGAAAUAUUUUACCUACUAUUUUUGUACUAGACAUAAUUUAAGACAAUAAUCGACCACAAACAGUUAAGAUUUAUGACUUUGUUGUUGUUGUAUAUAAUUUAAGGCAGUUGUACUGGUAUACACGAUGUCAGUACUUCAAAUCCUCACGGGCCCCAUCAUGCCUUCUAGGUUUGUUAUGAGUGUCCAACUGGCUGUCAACAAACCUGACCUCGAUUUACUAGUCACUGAUCACACAAGAUUUGAUUAAAGAAUUAGAUUUAUGUUAUGUAUAAAAUGUUUAAAGAAAUUGUUUCUUUCCUUUUUUCCCUCAUCUUUACUCUCGUUUCUAAUUUUCCUUUUCCUUUUUAUUUUAUGGUUUAUGUACUAUCAACACGAAUGUUGAGAUUUACAGUUUUAUUGUUGUUGUUGUACUCUCAGCACAAACAAUAGAAAUAAGACAUACAUUUAAUGGUAAAUGGAAAAAAACUAGUUCUUCAACUUACUGAUGAAAACAAAACAAAACUGGUGUCUUGUAUUGUUUGACCUAGAUCUUCCUUAUAUUAUGGAAGCAAUUUAGCAAACUCAUUGAUUCAUGUCCUCUCAUCUAACCCUUAGAAAUACAUGUCAAGUGGUAAAAACUCUUUAACAUUGUAUUUUUUAGAUCUAAAUUGUCACAUACUGUUUUUUUUUAACACAACAAAAUAUGUGAGCAUCAUUCAAAAGAUAUUCACCUGGAGCAAUUCUAGAAUAAUUCAAUUAAUUUAAAAGAUAAUAUUUCAUUAGUCUUAUUAAAGAUAGGAAAAUUGUCUUAAAAAUAACUAAGAAGCUUUAGUAGCUCAAGCUAGGAAUCACAAAGAGCGAGAACUUCUAGUGACGUUAAUAAGUGAUAUAAAAAUAUCUAUUUUACCAAAGUCUUAUGAUCUGGAUCGUUUAAAACAAGAAUUACAAUUUCGAAUAAUAUCGCUCGUACCGGGCGGUACAUAUCGGUCCGUCAACAAACCGGUACACGGAUUGCGACGACGUCGUGUCGUCGAAAAAGGCGACGCGACGUCACCUCGGCAACGUUGUCGAAAAAUUCUUUUUUUUAUAUAUAAAUAUAUAUAAGAUUUUUUUUACUUAUAUAUAUAUAUAUAUAUAUUACGCGGCAUCACCAAGGCGACGUCACCAAAUUAUAUAUAUAUAUUAUAUAUAUAAUACCGCUCGGUAUACAGUACCGUAUCGAGCGAAUGUUAAAACUCCGGUACGGUACGAUAUUUCAAUCCUUGGUUUAAAAUUUGAAUAGUAAAUAUAAAAUAAAAUAUUUCAGUAAUCAUGCUGAGUAUGAAUCUUUUAAAAUCAUAAAUCCAUAAAAUUAAAUUUAUUUAAAAUAAUAAGUGACCUCAAGAUAAUAUAAAUACAAUUAUGCAUAAAUCAAUAGGUAAUAUCAUUUUGUAUAUACUAAGUCUAUUGUCACAUUAGUAUUAGUCGAACAAUUGAAGGUGCACCAAGGACUUACUCUGAUUCUUUAUUCUUCCAAUAUUUAUUCUUUUAAUAUUGAAUGUAGAGAACCCAUAUUAUACUUAUUUAGAAUAAACGGAGUGAUGUUCCUCACUCAUCAAAGUGGCAGCACAUUCCUUUUCCACUUAAGGAUUAUAUUUGACACCCUACUCAAGGUUGGCCUUAUCGGUUCGUAUUAGUGUGUCGACUAGCUAUCAGUACGGUACAUACUAAGUUGUACUGAGCCAUACCAAGUGUACCGACACAUGAUACAUGGGAAUAUACCAAUGUAUUGCCUGUAUUAGUCCCCUAUUGGAUUGGUACGUAUUGCUCGUAUCGAGGGGGGAAGCUGUUAAGAAACCGCAGAGAGCAUCAUAUACGUAACGAAAAAAUAAAACAAAAACAAGAUUCCCAAAAUAGGUUCAUCGAAUUGUUGUGCGACGAUCGGGAGUGUAAAACUGGUAAAACAGAAAACUACGUAAGGUGUGUAAGACGAUCUCACCUAAGGGAACUUGUAUAUUCCCAAACAAUACAGAUCCAAGUCCGCGGAUGAAGGAGAUCUCGCGUUCUCCUCUCUAGCGGUGAUCCAUAUGGCUGAUGAAGCAGUGACACACCUCCUUUUGAAGCAUGUGCUUUUCCUUGCUUUUGCGCACAACAAGGCAGUAGCAAUUUAAGAAGGGGCUAAUCCUUCUUGUUGUCCUCACACUCCAAAUAGGGUUGAUGGCAAUGGAGGAAAGGACCAAAGGAGUCUAGCCUAUAAGCCUUUGGUCCCUCUCCAAUUUAUAGAAAGGCCUCUCAAGUUAACCCCGAUGGAUCCUUCCUUUUGAGUUUUGGAUCUUCAUCCAAUAACCCCUCUACUUAAUGGAUAUUGGAUCUCCAUCUAAUAACCACUCUACGCCCUAUUGGGUCUCACCCAAAAGAUUUAGUAAAACAAGGGCUUAUUAGACAUCAUAUGUCUAAUCCUCUAUUCGUCGCGUCACCUAUCAUAUGUGUGUGACCCUCUAGGUCCAAUACCGAGUUGGUCGUGAGUUGCACCUGCCAGAACUCUUUCUGACUCAGUAAUUUAUUAUCCUCAUAAUAAUUUAUUUAAUUUAUCUUCUAUGGACAUACUAGGCCACUAUGUCAUAGUCCCCAAACGGUACAGGAGGAUCUAAUCCAUUGGACAUGUUUGCCCUUAGUUACCGUGUAUCUAUGGUCCCUCAUCCAUCUAAUAUCCCAAAGAUCGUAUACUGGGCAUGGCGUUGUCAUGCCCAUACGAAAUCGAUUCGAGUCUCAUUCUAAUCAGAUUCUCUCGGAGAACUCUUUUUCUCUCAAUCCGAAUCUUACACUUAUCGAAUUCAUCAUGAUCCGAUCAACUCUUGCUAAGGAUUUGCCUGAGUGAGAACACAUAAGAUAUUCUUCUCAUGAAAUUGAGAGUGGAUGAUCCUUUAUUAACACUCAAUUGCCUUCGUAAAGUUGGCUAUCACUCCCGAUUACCGACUGUGCUAGAUUUAAAACUUUCAAACCUAUAAGUCCGUUGUCAAAGAGUGCAAUACUCAUACAGAGCAUCCUUUGUAUCUCAAGUCUAAGGACCAAACACGUAAUUGAAAUUAUGGAAUUGUUGUACGACGAUAAGAUAUCAUUAAGUUGAUCAUUUAAUAAACUCAUUCUCCAAUGAGCACCUGUACUAUAUCUCUAGUGUUCUCACAUAAGUAGCUAUGAGAUCAAAUGCCUCAUCAUAUGUGCGGGUGUAUAGCACACUGGUUUUCUAGUGUUCCCACGUAAGCAGCUAUGAGAUCAACUGCCUCAUCAUAUGGGCGGAUGUAUAGCACACUGGUUUGUCCGGUUAUCUCGAUAUCCCUCUCAAGUAACCUAUGAUCAGGAUAUUUAGGGUCUGUGUUUAUAGACGAAUUAGUCUUAUUAUCAUGAUCUCAUUAUGAUCUCAUUCCCAGCACAGAUCUAGGGACGUCACAAUAUAUAUUCAUCAUUAAUAUAAAGUGAUAAAAUUUCAUAAUAAUAAUAAUAAAAAAGAUUGUGCAGUGUUACACGUGUCAUCACUCAUGUGAUUGGUUUGUAAUGCACUUGUAAUUAGCAAAGGCAAGGGUUUAAAAACCCUUUUUAAUGGUUUAAACGAUUAAUUUGACCAUUUGAAAUAGGACGAUCUUAGCCCUUGAUUGGUAAUGAUCGAAAUUUGAUCAUUAUCGCUAGAUACAGACCUCAUAUCACUCGAUACGGGAUCAGAUUAUGGUACCGCCCGAUAGAAGGCAGUCCACGUAUCGAUCUCCUAUUGGACCGAU
Molecule: messenger RNA, 4731 nt
Organism: Musa acuminata AAA Group (dessert banana)
Lineage: Eukaryota; Viridiplantae; Streptophyta; Magnoliopsida; Zingiberales; Musaceae
Exons: 6
Coding region: 170-733 (187 amino acids)
Cellular component (GO): membrane
Source: RefSeq, a predicted model, not a curated record